This is a messenger RNA of Bipolaris sorokiniana ND90Pr, 1567 nucleotides long. RefSeq lists its product as uncharacterized. The record is from RefSeq and is a predicted model, not a curated record. NCBI's taxonomy places the organism in Eukaryota, Fungi, Ascomycota, Dothideomycetes, Pleosporales, Pleosporaceae. The transcript has a single exon. Gene Ontology annotation, molecular function: oxidoreductase activity, acting on the CH-CH group of donors, NAD or NADP as acceptor. The coding region runs from base 390 to 1463 and encodes 357 amino acids.
CUGCUGUCUUGAAGAUUCUGCAACCCCGACAAGUCUCCUCCCUCCACAUCGAGACACCUUCCUUGCACAGCAACGACUAGGUUGCGCCACUUGCCGGUUACUGCCCGAAAUGCCCUGCUGUGCAAGGGCCUGCCCAGGCCCCAGCGGCCCUGGAUUACAGAUCCAGAUGAUGCAAGAAGGAUCUUUUUUCUCGGCCGUGAAAUCAUUUGUUUGCUUAGUAUUACGUUCUACUGCCACUAUAUAGGUGCUUGUUGCUGCCCUUCUUUUCUACUACUCAUACCAUAUCAAUCCUGUUUCAACCUCUUGCAAUAACAACCUCUAUUCUCAUUUGAUACCCAGUCUAGAUUUUAUUUUUUGCAUUCGAUACUCCAACAACACAAAACUUCACCAUGGUUCAGAAUAAGGGUCUCAUUUUCAAGAAGGUGCCUGAGGGCUGGCCAAAGCCUGGCGAGCACAUCGCCGUUGAGGACCGCCCAAUCGACCUCAACCAGGACCUGCCCGAGGGCUCUAUUCUCGUCAAGAACUUUUAUGCCUCGUUCGACCCUUACCAGCGUGGACGCAUGCGUGCUCCCGGAACCGAGUCAUACGUUCCUCCCUUUGAGCAGGGCAAGCCCAUGACCAACCGCUCCAUCUUCAAGGUCGUCAAGUCCAACAACCAAAAGUUCAGCGAGGGCGAGACACUGAUUACAAUGAGCGUCACCCCCAUUGAGGAGUACUCUGUUCUCGACAAGGCUGCCGCCGAUAUCUGCAAAAAGCUCGAGAACCCCUACAACCUGGACCCCAAGUUCUUCCUCGGCCCCCUCGGCAUGCCCGGUCUGACCGCCUGGUCCUCCUUCUACGAGAUCGGCCAGCCCAAGAAGGGCGAAACAAUCUUCAUCUCCGCUGCCUCGGGCGCCGUCGGCCAGAUCGUUGGUCAACUCGCCAAGCACGAGGGCCUCACCGUCAUCGGCAGCGUCGGCGACGACAAGAAGCUCGAAUUCAUCACCAACGAUCUCAAGUUCGACUCCGGCUUCAACUACAAGAAGGAGAAGCCCGCUGAUGCCCUCGCCCGCCUCGCACCAAAGGGUAUUGACAUCUACUACGAAAACGUUGGUGGCGAGCAACUCGAAGCCGCCAUCAACGCCAUGAACACCUUCGGUCGCAUCAUCGCCUGCGGCAUGAUCUCCCAGUACAACUGCAAGCCUGAGGAACUCUACCCCAUCCGCAAUCUCAUGAACAUGGUCACCAAGCGCAUCACCAUGCGCGGCUUCAUCGUCGGCGACGCAAACAUGGGACCUAAGCACGCUAAGGAGCACCAGGAGAAGCUACAGAAGUGGCUAGCGGAUGGUACCUUCAAGGCACAGAUUAGCGUUACCGAGGGCAUUGAUAAUGCGGUUGACGGCUUCUUGGGUAUGCUGGAGGGUAAGAAUUUUGGUAAAGCUGUGUUGCAGAUUGCGGAUUUGACCAAGGAGUCAAAAAUAUAAACUAGUUGAUUAUGCCAUUUGUUUUUUUUAGCGAUAAUAUCGGCUCAAGAUGAUGCCGUUAGUAUAGAGAUGAAAUGAAUCAAUGUAAAAUAUUGACAGUAUAC